This is a messenger RNA of Vavraia culicis subsp. floridensis, 2116 nucleotides long. RefSeq lists its product as uncharacterized. The record is from RefSeq and is a predicted model, not a curated record. Lineage: Eukaryota; Fungi; Microsporidia; Pleistophoridae. Gene Ontology annotation, biological process: DNA strand elongation involved in DNA replication; double-strand break repair via break-induced replication; DNA replication initiation. The transcript has a single exon. The coding region runs from base 1 to 2097 and encodes 698 amino acids. Gene Ontology annotation, cellular component: nucleus; MCM complex. Gene Ontology annotation, molecular function: single-stranded DNA helicase activity; ATP hydrolysis activity; ATP binding.
AUGUCGAGCGAACUGAAACGAGAAAAGAUCGAAAUCGACUAUUACGCCGACAAGUCCAUAUUAUCAUCAUUCAUACACUUCUUCACAGACAAUAACAACGAACCGAAAUAUCUGAACAUGGUAUCUCGAAAGAAAAUAUCACUGGAUCUGAACGACAUUGCCAUACACGACCAUAUGCUCAUGCAAAGACUGAAAAACAACUUUGCAACGUAUUUAAGAAUGCUGUACGAGAUAAUCGAUGGUGUUAACACGCCAAGCGAUGUGGCGAUGAUCCAUCGACUCGAACGUAUGAAGGAGAAAUAUCCUGGUGUGGACGCGACAAAGAUAUUUCCGCCGUCUUUAAUGCGUGAUUACCUGUUUAGGAUAGUGCCACACACACAGUACACGCUGGGCAUCAGAAUGCUGCGCAGUGAUAAAAUCGGUCAUUUCAUCACCACACGUGGUAUCGUAACAAAGGUGUCACACACACGACCAUCUAUAAAGGUGGCCGUAUACGUCUGCGAUUCGUGCGGUUCUGAAACGUACCAACAGAUUAACAACCAGGAAUUCAGCCUGCUUGCCGUGUGCCAAAGCGAGAAGUGCAAAACCAUGAAAAUCAGAGGCACACUGUCGCUGAUCACUCGGGUAUCUAAGUUCGAGCCAUUCGUGAGCAUUUGCCUGCAGGAGAUGCAGGGUGACACGCCUGAAGGGUGCAUUCCUAGAGUGGUAAACAUCGAGAUGAAAGAGGCCGAUGUGCGCCCUGGGGACUGUAUCUAUGUGUGUGGUGUGCUCAUGGCCAGGCAGGUCUUCGGCCUAAUGAAUGAAAUCUAUCUGGAAGGAUUCGGCAUCGCUGAAUGCAAAACCAAAGGAACUGAUGAAUUGAUGCUGGACGAAGUAGUCGAUGAUCAGAUUGGUGACGAGAAUCAAAUACCCGAUGAGAUUAAGUGGGAUGGCGAUAUAAACGAGGCAGACCGAGCAAAUUUCACCGUACAGAACUUGGUGGCUUCCUUUGCACCGCAUAUUUACGGCAUGCACGAUGUCAAAAAGAUCCUGCUCCUGAUGCUUAUCGGCUCACCAAGCAUACAAAAAUCGGAUGGGAUGAGAAUACGCGGUGAUCUGAACGUGAUGUUGAUGGGCGACCCGGGUAUCGCCAAGAGUGAACUUCUCAAGUACUGCAUGGGCCUUUCCAAGCGAGGUGUGUACACAGCUGGCAGGGGAAGUAGUGGUGUUGGGCUGACUGCAAGUGUUCUGAGAGACCCUUUCACCAAGGAGUUUGUGUUGGAGGCAGGAGCUCUCGUCCUGAGCGACAAAGGAAUCUGCUGUCUGGACGAGAUGGAUAAAAUGGACGAGAAUGACCGCUUGAGUCUGCACGAGGUGCUCGAACAACAGAGUAUAAGCAUAAAUAAGGCGGGUAUAAAUGUGCGGUUGAAUGCGCGUUGUUGCGUUCUUGGUGCUGCAAACUUCAAAAGAGGAUUUUACGAUGAGAAAAAAAGCUUGGAACACAACACAGGACUGCCUGUGUCCCUAAUAAGCCGUUUUGACGUGAUUGUCAUUCUAAGAGAUGAUAGGGAUGAAAAUAAAGAUAGAGAGUUGGCCGAUUAUGUGGCACGGCAGCAUCUUAAGGAGAGCGAUACGAAUGACCAUAGCGCGGCGUUGAGUCAAACUGACUUAAAGAACUUCGUACAAAAGGCGAAGACCUUGAAUCCACGUAUACCUUCUCAUUUGAACGAUCGUAUUGUGAACGCGUAUACGGAUGCCCGAGACAAGUAUGAGCGGCUCACACCGCGCUUUCUUUUAUCGCUCAUCAGAUUGUGCAUGGCACACGCCCGGCUGCGCCUGUCUGACGAGGUGAAUGAGGGGGAUGUUGAAGAAAGUGCUAGGCUGUUGGAGGUGAGUAAACUACAUAAGACCAAAGAGAAAAAGAAAGAAGUUUCGUCAAAAUACCAAAUUUACAAUCAAAUAAUGAAAAUGAAGGCAGAUAGGACACGUCCACUCCGGUUAGAAGACCUGGUACGGAACAUAAAUUACGAUGAGCAAACGAUUUUAAAUGUGAUCAAGGAAUUUGAGGAAAAUGGUAUUUGGGUGGUUGAAGAUGGCGAAUUGCAGAUAUUUGAUUAAAAGUAAUUUAUUUCAGGUG